AUGAAGGCUAAACCCACCGCGGUUGGAGCCGUUACGCCCUGGUCCCUGCCCACUCCUACCUGGAUGCACGCUAGCGCUUCCGUUCCUCUCUACGUAUUGGCAGUUCUGAUUCGUGUACCAAGACGCAAGCAUACAUCAUCAUUGACGAUGCAUGUGCCCAAAGGUACGUAUGCCGCUGGUACUGGCCUCUUCAGAUGGCAACCCAGUACGUGUCACAUCAUUAAGUCUCGCAACGCCACACGUGGCGCUGCCCACUUACUGCCGUACGAGACCGCUUACUACGAGACGACUACCCGCUUCGUACGGAACUACUUCAUUAUGAGUGGUAUAAUGGUCCCGCACCGCGAGUUCUUUGGGAUACUUGUCUCUAAAGGGCCUGCGAACUGGGAGCUGCUGCACUCGUCAGGUGGUAAUUAAGCCUCUCACGGUUGCCUAAUUACAACAAUAAAAGGGCGUGUGGCUCAUUGGCAGAGCGUCUCGUUACCCCAGGCAGCGGCCUUCGGCCCUACUUGUACGGGAACGAGGAGGAGCGGGUUCAAUUCCUAUCUCGUCCACUUCUAGUUUUAUUAGUCUCUCGUCAGAGUGGGUUCGAUUCUGAACAGGGAAAAUAGAUGAAGAAAGGAGCAGUGUGCCCGGGUUAUAUAGGUAUUCACACAGACUGAUGUGGCUCCUAUCUAUUCUAGUAGAUACCUAUAAGGCCCAGGGUUUUUGAGCGUGCGGUGUAUAGGAGCAUUGUCGAACCAAAAACCCCCCUCCCAGACCCGCUUAGGUAGCUUAAUAGCAGCGAUUAGUCGAGCCUGCUACUACACGGAUAGAUUGCUAUGGAG
Messenger RNA from Colletotrichum acutatum, 827 nucleotides. RefSeq lists its product as uncharacterized. Lineage: Eukaryota; Fungi; Ascomycota; Sordariomycetes; Glomerellales; Glomerellaceae. Bases 1 to 417 code for a protein of 138 amino acids. The record is from RefSeq and is a predicted model, not a curated record. The transcript is spliced from 5 exons.